UUACGGGUUGCCAUUAGACUAUCCCUUUGAGACAUCAACGAUCACGAGAAUGAGUAAUCCUGUGUUCUCUUCGCUUUUUCGCCGCUGUAAAUCUCUUUUGAACCCCCAAGCCUUGUCUGAUGUUCGACGCUUGUCGCUAGGAUCGUUCAGAUUCACAGAUGCGGUCAAUCCUGAGAACCAGGUCUCUGAGCAAAAAGAACGAAAUGAAGAAGUUGGUCAAUACACAGAGUUAGUAAGAGACUUUUUAAACCCCAAAGACUUCUACAAUGCCUUGUGUAGCCAUGGCAUGGACUAUUUUUGUGGUGUUCCAGACUCUUUACUGAAGGAUUUUUGUGCAUAUGUAACAUCAGUGACGCCUAAGUCACGACAUGUUAUAACAGCCAAUGAAGGACAAGCUAUUGCUCUUGCUGCUGGAUAUCAUAUGGCCACAGGGAGAGCUGGAGUUGUGUAUCUCCAGAACUCUGGAUUGGGUAAUAUUGUUAAUCCUCUGAUGUCAUUGGCUGUGCCAAGUGUGUACAGCAUACCCAUGUUACUCUUAGUUGGAUGGCGAGGAGAGCCUGGAAAGAGAGAUGAACCACAGCACAUGAUACAGGGGCAGGCCACACCUGGAAUACUUGCAUCAUGUGGAAUUCCUUUUCAAGUAUUGCCCGAUUACCAAGAAGGAGCUGAACAGGCCUUGUAUGUGGCUAGAAAACAUAUGGAAACAUCAAAAGGACCAUACUGUCUGCUGGUGAGAAGACAGAACUUCUUGCCAUUCAAACUGGAAAAAGAACCUGAAAUCUUUCCAUUGAAUAGAGAGGGAGCGUUAAAAUCUGUUGUUGAUUCUCUUAAAGACCGUGAUGUGGUUGUAGGCACAACUGGAAUGUUGUCACGUGAACUAUUUGAAUACCGUGUGGCCAAAGGCCACGGUCAUGAAAAGGAUUUCUUGACAGUUGGUUCCAUGGGUCAUGCCUCAGCCAUUGCUCUUGGUAUUGCUCAAUUUAGACCAAAACGACAGAUUUUUUGUUUGGAUGGUGACGGAGCUGUUCUUAUGCACAUGGGUGCUAUGGCUACCAUUGGACAAUCUGAAGUAGCCAACUUUAAACACAUCCUGAUCAACAAUGGCUGCCAUGACUCUGUUGGAGGCCAGCCAACCAGUGGCUUAAGUGACUCCUUUGAUUUCCUACAGAUUGCUCAGGCUUGUGGAUAUAAAACGGUAAUGAGAGCUACUCAACCAGAAGAAAUAGCUGAAGCUGUUACACGCAUGAGAUCCCUUGAGGGCCCAGUUCUCCUAGAAAUAAGAACAAACAAAGGAGGACGAAAGGAUCUGGGGCGGCCAACAAGAACACCAAUUCAGAACAAGAAAGACUUCAUGCAUUUCUUGGCAAUCGAUCAUUAAUUUACCCACAAUUUCAACAAUUUUAUUUAAAGGGAAGCUGUCCUAGGAGGAGGUUUAAAUAACUAACAUUGCUCACUUUUCUGUCCGAGUUCUGAAAGGCAGACAAAGCUUGAGGCCUUGCGUUUUUUAUUGCUCUGUUGUCUCGCUUGUGUCAAGUUUCUAAAAAACCAGAAGCCAUGAUGGCUGAAGGUUGACUGAAGUGAGCUUAGAUGCUCGAUCUAAUCUUUGUGGGAAUGGUGAUUGUGAUAAUUACUCUUAUUUUCACACAAGUAAGUCGUUGGUGGGUUUUCAGUGAACAAACUAAAAGAGUGUGGUGGUGAAUGUCUUAUUUUCUGGGAAGAGGGUCUCUAACCAUUUGACAUUAGUGAGCAGCUCACUGGAAUUAUGUGGUUCUCGAAGUAACUAUACCUCCAUAUUCUCCUGAAAGGAAACCCAAGGGGGAGGUGAGGUUAAAAAACUGGGGAAGAGGAAAAUUUGAAAUUCUAUAGUCAGGGCAAUCAGUAAAACAUACAGUGGGGGAAGGUCAUGGCUUUCAGGAAAAAUUUAGUUGUUUACCAAGGAAUAGGCAGGGUUAUCAGUCUUAAAAUAAAAGUAAUUUUUAGUUUUUUCUGUCGUUCUCUUAUAGAAAUAUCUACAUGUGCUUCAUGUAAAAUAGGAUUUCAUUUAUUUUGGAACAAAAACCACUGAAAGAAUCAUGAUAGAAGAAGAUCUAGUAACCUGCUCACUUAAAACUAGCUGUCCAGUUAGGGAAUCAGUCAGGGAACCCCUGAUGUUUAUAUAAACAAAUUCUUGCAACCCAUUUUACAGUUAGGUUACAAUUUGUAUUUUGUCCAGACCUUAAAAAAGUUGUAACUGGUGGUUCAUUCUAGUUUAAGUAUAAAGAAAGUAGGCUUAUUUGUACUGAAUGCAGAUAGCAACUGUGCAACAGGACAGGGAAUAUGUAUUUCCAAAAUUGCUAGUCUUUUUUUUUUUGUUAUGAGACACCAAACUUGAAGAGUAAGGACUAAAGAUUUGGGAAAUUUAACUGAUAUACAAUCAAAGUAUUUUAUAUGAAUCAAGUGAAUUUAUGUUCAAUUUAUUGAUGUGAAUUUGUUGUUCAAUCUCAAAUUCUGUCUAAUGGUAGGAAAUAGAGGCACUUGUGUCCCUAGUAUGAUAACACAAGAAUAGAGAAUUACAAGAUUUAAGUUUUUGUGUGAUACUUCUCUAGAGUUAUAUGAUGGUAUUUAACAAGGACACUUUAUUCUCUACAGCUGUACUCAAUAGUUAUUUUUUAUGUUUGAGGAAAUGAUAUAAAAAUAAAACAUUAGUCUGAAAAUUUGUUCCAAUCUUAAGGUUA
Molecule: messenger RNA, 2714 nt
Organism: Pocillopora damicornis (cauliflower coral)
Lineage: Eukaryota; Metazoa; Cnidaria; Anthozoa; Scleractinia; Pocilloporidae
Biological process (GO): organic phosphonate biosynthetic process
Molecular function (GO): magnesium ion binding; phosphonopyruvate decarboxylase activity; thiamine pyrophosphate binding
Source: RefSeq, a predicted model, not a curated record